This is a messenger RNA of Aureobasidium subglaciale EXF-2481, 1322 nucleotides long. RefSeq lists its product as uncharacterized. Gene Ontology annotation, molecular function: GTPase activator activity. Lineage: Eukaryota; Fungi; Ascomycota; Dothideomycetes; Dothideales; Saccotheciaceae. Gene Ontology annotation, biological process: positive regulation of TORC1 signaling; positive regulation of GTPase activity. The transcript has a single exon. Gene Ontology annotation, cellular component: cytosol. The coding region runs from base 58 to 1164 and encodes 368 amino acids. The record is from RefSeq and is a predicted model, not a curated record.
GCCAAUGCCACGCGAGGCAUAGCUUGAUGACCCUGAACCUGGUCAUCUCUGACCUUCAUGGCGGACACGCUGAUUUCACUAGGGCACUUUUGCGAGAUCCAUGGGCCGCAAGCACUGCUGACGACAUCGGUGCAAUCGCCGACUGCCACAUCGGCGCCGCCAAACGAGACGGGCACGAGUUGCGCCAACUGCUCUUACAACGUGCCCGCCGCAACAACAACUCCACCAGUCCUACGCAGCAAGUGGCGCGACUCUACCUUUGCUACCACUCGAGCUCCUUCGAACCCUCUACUCCGUGAUGCCUGUACGAGAGCGUUGGCCGUGGAGUCCUUGCCUCGAGGACAGAGCUCCGGCUCCAUGACCUUGACUACCGAUCUGGCGACACAAGGACCAAAGGACCCAAGAACAGUCAACGUGGCACAUGUCUUCAGACUACCAGAUCCAAGAGCCAGGGGUCAAAGAAGAGCGUAUGCAUUCGUAGCUGUGGGCUCGCGUCCCCUGUUUCGACACCAGACGGCUGUUCGUCGUGCCUUUGAGGCAUGGGCAAAGUCUAUCGUCACGCUGGCCGAAACACAUCUCACAACCCUACAACAAGGAGAGAGCACAGAAGCCUCGCCAAUAGAAUUGUCUGCUGCGAAUGUCGGAUCCUUGCGUAGCUACAGUUCAAGUGCCACACCUUCACCACCCAUGUCCAUGGGCUCCGCUGAACGAACACCACCGUCCUUAUCUCCUCCACAACCCCAGCGCACCCACUCGCAAGCCUCUUCCUUCACCUCCUCGACGAGUCAUCCUCAAAACCAAGCUCCCACAUCAGCAGCCGUCACACCCGUAUCCAGUUUCCUUUCUGCCAAAUCCGUAGACCCAGAUGGCUAUCCUCGCUCCUCUCUCUCCGCGGCUUCCCCACUGGCAAAUGUACCCAAGACUCGCAGUCUGGCUGAGAUUGUUGGUGACGAGUACUUUUUCGUGCGCUUGCACGCUGAAUUCUGCAGCUUACUCAAACUCUUGAUCGAGCGCGAGAUUGCGGAGAGGGGCCCCGACCUGGAUGAUGACAAUGACGUUAUUGACGAAGAGGAUCAGAGAUAUGGGAGUGGGAGCGAUGACGAUGCUGUGCAGAGUGGUGAUGACGAGGAUGAUGGUUGUGUUGUUGGUUGGAACAGACAUUGAGAGAUCUGGUGUAGACCCUUGGGACACGAACUUGAUGAGAACUAUGACUUCAAUGAUUGAGAUUGCUUGAGAGCCGGUCUAUGUAGCUACGAGACAUGAUAUUUGAAAAGCAGAGUGCACUCGUGAGCUGAAUAUUCGUAAAUCAGAGCAGAUCCGAC